Chara braunii is the source of this 1551-nucleotide messenger RNA. The record is from the annotation of a GenBank genome assembly. NCBI's taxonomy places the organism in Eukaryota, Viridiplantae, Streptophyta, Charophyceae, Charales, Characeae.
UUCCGAAGAAGAAGGUGCUCGACAAACCACCUUCCAGUCUUUCGGGAAGCUCGCAUGCCGGUAGAAGCUCGCGCUCGCGGGACACCUCCCAACGUCGAAUGGACGAGGAGUCAAGCGAGAAGACGGAGGACGAUGAACGGAUUCGCCGAUUGCAAUCCCAGUCACUAGCCACGCGAAGGUUCACCCAGGGCGAAGGCUCUUGCGAUGUGAAUGCAGAGCAGGAGGAUAGUAGAGGUGACGAAGCCCGGGCGAGGGGCGAUGGAGAAGACGAUGAGAAUGAAGGAGAAUGUGGUGGUGGGCAGGACCACACGGAUUGCCAAAAGGCAGCGGCAAGCGGCGGGGUGCUCGGUGGUAAUGUGGGUGGUUCGGAGAUGGAAGACCAGGAGAUGGAAGAUGAGGAAAUGGAAGACGAGGAAAUGAAAGACGAAGGACAGAAUAUCGAUGUUUCCGCGGAGCUUACUUCGAAGAGGAGGGGAAAACGCACAGCGGAAUCGUCGCCGAAGCGAGCCGCGCCUAAGAAGCAGACUCGAAGAAAAGUUGUGCAAGACGCUCGGCUCACCUUGGAUGCAGCUGCUGGUACGCCUGGUGAAGCCGGUGUGGAAUCCAAAUCCAAAGCUCGGGUUCGCAAAACGUCGCAACCCAGGAAGCCUGUGCGGCCGUCGAGGCACCCGAAAUCGGAUGACUCGAGCGACGAUGUGAAGGGGUGGCCCCUCGACACGAUGGCGGUCGUCCUGCAUGCUGAGGGGGGCAACCUCAGGAAGGUAACGAGGGCUCAUAAAUCGGAGGCAGAGAUAGUGGAGCUGAACGUUGAUGAGGAGCAAUUCAAGAGAUGCACAACAAAGCACGGUGGCGAGGAAGGAAACGAACGAGAGGUGUAUGAGCGGUGGGAACGACAUCCUAAACGGUUGCAGAAGUUAUGCAGUUCAUUUCUGCACGAGGACGAGGGGGUGAUUCUUAUUAGAAAGUCGCAUGCCGGACUUGUGUGGGAGCUCCUGCGCGCUGGCCAUCAUGUUUCCGCAUGCGACUCGUCGUCAAAAGACAUUUCAUACUUGACGAAGGUCAUCGAAAUUCUCGGGAAGGAUGCGAGAAACGAAUGCACCGUUAAGAGACAGAAGACUGCGCAUCGUCCUGACAGGGACAUGUACCACAAGCUGUGCAAGAAGAGAAACAAGAUGUGGGAAUAUUUGUUCCAAGGCCAACCCAAGACGCCAUUCGAGCAUGACUACAUAGUUCGCAAAGCGAUGGCACAGGAAGCGUAUAGUGGCUACCAUAAAGCGCAAGUGGGGUCGUUUGCGAUGUUCGUAGCAAGAUGUGAACGAAUGGAGUUCGGAGGAAAUCAGGCAAUGCUGACGUACGAUGGAUACAGCAAGAUUGCCAAAGAAUAUGAGGCGUGGAAUCCGAUCGAGAGCGAUGAGGAGACUGAAACCUCAGACCUCGAAAUCGAGGAGCGAGUGAAACGUAUGCGAGAGGGAAUGAAAAGCGUGCCUGCAUGCAACGCGCCAAGCCUCUAGGAAGAAGAAGUUCGCACGAAAUCGGCGGGUGCGAGCAGUC